Thamnophis elegans (Western terrestrial garter snake) is the source of this 2095-nucleotide messenger RNA. RefSeq names its product tubulin tyrosine ligase like 11 (gene TTLL11). The transcript has 10 exons. The record is from RefSeq and is a predicted model, not a curated record. Gene Ontology annotation, cellular component: cilium. Gene Ontology annotation, molecular function: tubulin binding; tubulin-glutamic acid ligase activity. Gene Ontology annotation, biological process: protein polyglutamylation; microtubule cytoskeleton organization. Lineage: Eukaryota; Metazoa; Chordata; Lepidosauria; Squamata; Natricidae. The coding region runs from base 1 to 1866 and encodes 621 amino acids.
AUGCGAGAGCUGACGUUGACCCCUUGCCAAGCUGGCCCCUUCCCAAGCGCCCGCUCGGUGACGGUGGACAGCUCCAAGGCGCGCACCUCGCUGGAGGCGCUCAAGCUGAGCCUGCGCGCCCUGCGCUGGAAGGAGUUUCCAUUCGGUCGCCGUUUGCCCUGCGACAUCUACUGGCACGCGGUCUCCUUUCACGACAAUGUCAUUUAUUCCGGACAAGUCAACAAAUUUCCAGGCAUGACCGAAAUGGCACGCAAGGCCAACCUGAGCCGUGCCAUGAGGACGAUGCAGGAGCUUUUCCCCGAAGAGUAUAACUUCUACCCCCGUUCCUGGAUUCUCCCGGAGGAGUUCGUCAUCUUUGUCACUGAGGUCAACCUGAUGAAGGAGAACAACCCCCGUUGGAAGCCCACCUUCAUCGUGAAGCCGGACGGGGGCUGCCAGGGGGACGGGAUCUACCUGGUGAAGGAGCCCGCGGAGAUCCGGCUGAUGGGCAACCUGCAGAGCCGUCCGGCCGUGGUCCAGGAGUACAUGGCCAAGCCCUUCUUGAUCGACAAGCUGAAGUUUGACAUCCGCCUGUACGUCCUGCUGAAGUCCCUGGAUCCCCUGGAGGUCCACGUGGCCAAGGACGGGCUGUGCCGCUUCUGCACGGAGCCCUACCAGGAGCCGGCCCUGAACAACCUCCACCAGGUCUACAUGCACCUGACCAACUAUUCCCUCAACAUCCACAGCGGGAAUUUUGUCCACUCGGACAGUGGUAACACCGGCAGCAAACGGACGUUUUCCAGCAUCCUGGCCAAGCUGGCUUACAGCGGCGUCAACAUCCGGAAAGUUUGGUCCGAUAUCAUUUCCUUGGUCAUCAAGACCGUCAUCGCCAUCGUGCCUGAGCUGAAGGUCUUCCACCAGUCCGACAUCCCCGCGGGAAAACCGGGGCCUUCCUGCUUCCAGAUUUUAGGAUUUGACAUCCUGUUGAUGAAGAACCUGAAGCCCAUUUUGCUGGAGGUCAACGCCAACCCAAGUAUGAAGAUCGAACACGAACAAGAGGUUUCUCCGGGAAUCACGCAAUACAUCCCCAGUCCGGUCGAUGAAGAAGUCAAGGUGGCGGUUAUCCGCGACACCCUCCGAUUGGUGGAUCCCCACAGGAAGAAGAAGAAGAAGCAGAAGAAGAAGAAGCAGCAGGAGGAAGAGGAGGAGGAGGAAGAGGAGCUGACAGAACAGCCUUUAGCUGAACCAGGGGGACUGCCAGCCCAGGAGAAGGAGACCUUCUACCAGGAGGAGCUGGAGAACAAGCCCGAGCUGAGGGAGAGCCCCCCGCCGGAAGCAGGGCCCCCCGCCGCUUGCCUGAAGGAAGUCUUCCCCAAGUAUGCCAAGCAAUUCAGCUACCUGCGGCUGGUGGAAAGGAUUGCCGCCCUCUUCAUCCGCUUCCUGGGGGUGAAGGGGACCACCAAGCUGGGGCCCACCGGCUUCCGGAUGUUUAUAAGGAACAGCAAGAUCAGCAACAGUUGCUUCAGCAUGGCUGCGGGAGAUAUUCUGUACAUCGACAUCACCCGCCGGGGGAACGGGCUCGGUGCGGACCAGCGGGAGGCUGGGAUGAACCUGCAAGGCUUUGUGGAGGCCAUUUGCUUGCUAGCCCAGAGGAGGUACAAGUCCCUCUCGCUGCACGAGCAGGUGGAGCUCCUCCUGGACUACUGCGAGUACAACUUGGCUGCCCUGGAUGAGAAGCGCCUGACCUGCAGCCGAAGCCUCUCCAGUACCCAAGCCACCCUGGUCACCUGCCCGCAAGACCAGCUGCAGCUCAGCCCGGCCACGCCCGCCUCGGCUGCCUUGCACAGAAGGCAGAAGUUUGUCGACUGCAGGAGCUCCCAGCCCUGAAGAGCCAUUGAAGGUCCCGCCGGCCUGAUGCCCAGCCUGUGCCGCAGGAGGGGCAGCCGUGCCCAGCCCUCCCUUUAGAGACAUUUUGGGGGGGGGGGCUGCGUGGCUUGACUGAUACUCCUCAGUCAAAGUCCUUUUUGGCGUGGCCUGUUGGCGCAUCAUCAGAAGGGAGAGGCGAGGGGGAUCCUGGAUCUAAGCACAUCUUCUACAGCCACGCAGAGGCAUCUUC